This is a messenger RNA of Fraxinus pennsylvanica, 1956 nucleotides long. NCBI's taxonomy places the organism in Eukaryota, Viridiplantae, Streptophyta, Magnoliopsida, Lamiales, Oleaceae. The record is from the annotation of a GenBank genome assembly.
AUGACUAGCAACCGUGUUACAAACGAUGAAGACAUAACUAGCGCUGCUUCUUCUCGUCGCCAUGUUGAGAACUUGCCAUAUGUUCACAAGGUGGGAGUUCCUCCCAAGCAGAGUUUGUUAAAGGAGAUUACGUAUGCUUUGAAGGAGACAUUCUUGCAUGAUGAUCCCUUACGCCCGUUUAAGGACCAAACAGGAACACGAAAGUUGAAGCUUGGCAUUGAAGCCAUUUUUCCCAUAUUGGAUUGGGGAAGACAUUAUAAUCUCUCUAAGUUUAAAGGUGAUCUGAUUGCUGGACUUACCAUUGCAAGUCUGUGUAUUCCUCAGGAUAUUGGAUAUGCAAAACUUGCAAAUUUGGAUCCUCAGUUCGGGCUGUAUAGUAGUUUUGUUCCGCCCUUGAUAUAUGCCUGCAUGGGUAGUUCAAGAGAUAUUGCCAUUGGACCAGUAGCCGUGGUGUCUCUAUUGCUUGGGAGUAUGCUUCAAGAUGAGAUCGACCCCAAGAACAAAAUAGAGUAUCAGCGCCUUGCAUUUACAGCAACAUUUUUUGCUGGAGUUACUCAGUUUGUACUUGGUUUUUUCAGAUUGGGAUUCUUGAUUGACUUUCUUUCUCAUGCUGCCAUUGUUGGAUUUAUGGCUGGAGCAUCAAUCACUAUCAGCCUUCAACAACUCAAAGGUCUACUGGGGAUAAAGAAAUUCACAAAGAAAACUGAUAUUGUUUCCGUGAUGCGUUCUGUGUUCACUGUAGUACAUCAUGGGUGGAACUGGCAAACUAUCUUAAUAGGAGUCACUUUUUUGGCUUUCCUUCUCCUUGCCAAGUACAUUGGCAAAAAGAACAAGAAAUUGUUCUGGAUUCCAGCAAUUGCUCCAUUGAUUUCAGUUAUCAUUUCGACCUUUUUCGUCUACAUCACUCACGCUGAUAAAAAGGGUGUCCAGAUUGUGAACGAUAUUCAUCGAGGCAUCAACCCUUCGUCUGCGAAGAAAAUAUAUUUCACUGGUGACUAUCUUGCAAAAGGUUUCAGGAUUGGGGCUGUAGCAGGCAUGGUUGCGUUGACAGAAGCUGUAGCAAUUGGUCGGACAUUUGCAGCCUUGAAGGACUAUAAUAUAGAUGGAAACAAAGAAAUGGUAGCAUUAGGGACAAUGAAUGUGAUUGGCUCAAUGACAUCUUGUUACGUGGCUACAGGGUCAUUCUCUCGUUCUGCUGUAAACUACAUGGCUGGAUGCAACACAGCAGUGUCAAACAUCGUCAUGUCUUGCGUUGUACUACUAACUCUAGAAGUGAUCACCCCGUUGUUCAAAUACACACCAAACGCCAUAUUGGCUUCCAUCAUUAUAUCAGCUGUGGUAGGAUUAUUUGACAUAGACGCGAUGAUUCUUAUAUGGAAGAUCGAUAAAUUUGAUUUUGUUGCUUGCAUGGGAGCCUUCUUUGGUGUGGUUUUCAUCUCAGUGGAAAUAGGCCUUCUGAUCGCAGUGGCUAUAUCUUUCGCGAAGAUUCUCUUGCAAGUGACAAGGCCAAGAACAGCAGUACUAGGUAAAAUUCCUAGGACUAGUGUUUAUAGGAACAUUCAACAAUAUCCAGAAGCAAUAAAGGUUCCCGGUGUUCUGAUUGUACGAGUUGAUUCUGCAAUCUACUUCUCCAAUUCAAAUUACAUCAGGGAAAGGAUCUUGAGAUGGCUAACUGAUGAAGAAGAGCAGCUGAAAGAAAAUAACCUACCAAGAAUCCAAUAUGUGAUUGUUGAAAUGUCUCCUGUAACUGAUAUAGACACCAGUGGCAUUCAUGCUUUGGAAGAUUUAUACAAAAGUCUACAAAAGAGAGAGAUACAGCUCGUUCUAGCAAACCCGGGACAAGUUGUGCUUGACAAGCUCCAUGCAUCGGAUUUUGCAAACAAGAUUGGAGACGACAAAAUCUUCCUCACUGUUGCGGAUGCCAUUACGACUUUGGCUCCCAAGAUGGAGCCUUGA